AUCCUGGUCGUAGAGGAUUGACUUGAUUGGUAAUGUUGGGUGAAAGCAACUUUUGGGGAGUCUGACGGCGGUCAACACGGAGGAGGGGACGUGCGCCAGCCAAGGCCGCGAAUGUGGGUCUCUCUGAUGCUCCGCGAACGACGACCCCGAAUAUCGCAAACCUCACGACAACCAUCCCAAUUGCUUAUCCGGGUGUAGCGAUCGCAAUCAUGUCCACUGCUCCACCCCCACCACCCCAGUGGGUCAUCGACCUCAACUCUACGCCCGCCUCGAAACCCAAGAGCGCUACCCUCCCAGACCCUCCAGGCUACACAGCGGCAUUGACCAAGAAGGAGCGAUCGCAAGCAUCAAAGACCCAGAGAGUGCCGCCAACCCCGGAAGAGAUGGAUACUCUCAAGAUGAAGAAAGCUUGGGAAGUCGCUAUCGCCCCAGCAAAGCAGCUGCCCAUGAACGCCUUCGGCAUGUACAUGACUGGCAACACACUUCAGAUCUUCUCCGUCUUCAUGGUCUUCACCCUCUUCAAGACACCCGUCCUCGCUGUACUAGGCCUUCAACGCACAUUCGCUCCUUAUGAGACACCUGGUACCUCAGGCCGAAUGAUUGGUGUCAAGCUUGUCUACAUUGCAUGCAAUCUACUCAUGCUGGCACUGGGUAUCUGGAAGGUCAAUGCAAUGGGACUACUGCCGACAACGAGAUCAGAUUGGCUGGCAUGGGAGAGUGAGAGAGAUUGGUCAGAAAGAGCAGUGCCAAAAGAGUGGUUGUGAAUGUUUCAUUGGAGAUGGAGGUCUGUAAUCAUUACAUACAGGAAAAUGCCUCUAGCAAUGC
Molecule: messenger RNA, 825 nt
Organism: Pyrenophora tritici-repentis Pt-1C-BFP
Lineage: Eukaryota; Fungi; Ascomycota; Dothideomycetes; Pleosporales; Pleosporaceae
Product: DUF1077 domain containing protein
Biological process (GO): protein folding in endoplasmic reticulum
Cellular component (GO): EMC complex
Source: RefSeq, a predicted model, not a curated record